GCACGGCCCAGGAGGUGACAGCGAUGGCGUCAGCGCUGCUGGUGACGCUGGUGGCCAUGGUGGCCACACUGGGCUGGGGGGUGGAGGCCCAGUGCCCCACGGCGGCGGAGCUGCGCCCCGUCAACGGCACGCGGCUGUGCGCCCUGCUCUACGCCGACAACAGCCCCUACUACGACCAGUGCUGCGCCGGGGACGUGCUGGAGGUGCUGCCGGGCAGCGACAUGCCCUACAUGCCCCGCGGGUGGUCCGCCCGCGUCUCCUCCCUCGUGGUGGGCACCAGGUGCGAGCUCACCGUGUGGUCGCGCCGGGCCAAGGACGGCAACUCGCGGCACUUCAGCGCCGGUGCGGUGCCGCGGCUGCAGGAGGUGCGCCGGGGGCUCUUCGGGGACUGGAACAACGCCAUCCGGGCGCUCUACUGCACCUGCAAGUGAGCGGCAGCGCGGGGCAGGGCGGCGGCGGGACAGGGGGGUGAGAGCAGGCAGCGGGAGGCGCCAUGAGGCAACGCGGGUCAACGCGAGCCGGCGUGGGUCAACACGAGCCGGCGUGCGUCAACGUGAGCCGGUGUGGGUCAACCUGAGCCAGUGUGGGUCAACGUGAGCCGGUGUGGGUCAACGUGAGCCGGUGUGGGUCAACGUGAGCCGGUGUGGGUCAACCUGAGCCAGUGUGGGUCAACGUGAGCCGGUGUGGGUCAACGUGAGCUGGCGUGGGUCAACCUGAGCCAGUGUGGGUCAACAUGAGCCGGUGUGGAUCAACGUGAGCUGGCGUGGGUCGACCUGACUCAACGUGGGCCAAACUGUCGCCAAGUUGGCCAAGAGGUGCCAAUGUGAACCAAGAUGAGCCUCCACAAGCCAACGCUGGCCAAGGCAAGUCAACGCGAGUCAGCGUUGGCCAAGAUUCACCAUCAGGGGCCGACCCAGGCCAAGCCAAGCCAAGCUUGGCCAACGCGAGUUGCCCCUGGCCGAGCCACUGCGAGACCAUGCGUGUGCUGUGGGCCGACACAGCCGCACCCCCCCCGCCCCCUGUGCAGCCAAUAAAGCCCUGAGGCAGCAGCA
Molecule: messenger RNA, 1052 nt
Organism: Vidua chalybeata
Lineage: Eukaryota; Metazoa; Chordata; Aves; Passeriformes; Viduidae
Gene: SYCN
Product: syncollin
Exons: 1
Coding region: 24-431 (135 amino acids)
Biological process (GO): exocytosis
Cellular component (GO): secretory granule membrane
Source: RefSeq, a predicted model, not a curated record